Agrilus planipennis (emerald ash borer) is the source of this 3860-nucleotide messenger RNA. RefSeq lists its product as uncharacterized. Gene Ontology annotation, cellular component: sensory dendrite. The transcript is spliced from 6 exons. Gene Ontology annotation, biological process: sensory perception of mechanical stimulus; taxis; proprioception. The record is from RefSeq and is a predicted model, not a curated record. The coding region runs from base 870 to 3860 and encodes 996 amino acids. Lineage: Eukaryota; Metazoa; Arthropoda; Insecta; Coleoptera; Buprestidae.
UAUGGGUCAUUACUGCUUACUCUCUCGUACUCAUCGAAAGGUAUGAAGUGACCCAAAUUAACCUCAGUUAGCAGCUCCUACGAAGUUAAAGUUUGCCCGGCUCUGCUUAAAACUGUUACAAAAAUACAAAAUCACUCAUUAUUAGUUUCUAUCAACAGCCCUGCAGGCUCCUUUGAGUCCUUGCUCCUGGGCCUCAGUGUUCGUCAAUUUGAUGGAGCCAAUUCUUAUGAAUUCUUAUUAGUAAAACCUUAGUUAUCUUUUGUCCAAAUUCUCAUUGUGUGACAUGGUGUAAAUGUAACAUUAAGGGUUUCGAUAAGUAAAUGAAGUAGUUAUGAGGCGUCAUAUAUAUAUAAAUUUUACAAGGAAGUGUUUGGGGUCAGGGUGGAUUUUUAAAUGGCGCAACCCUUUCCAGGCUAAUCAUAUUCCGUUCAGAUACGCGCCAUUGUUUUCUACUUAACUGUCAACUCAUACACAAGUAAUAUAUCAACCCCUAACUGACAGAACAAAGAAACUUUUUUUUUUGCUUGCAAUCACUUCAUUCGUAAGAUGUAUCUAUUCAUCAUCAAAUAAAUAAUGGCGUCCGUAUUAAAAUGAGAAAAGAAAUUCGUAAUUUUCGGAUUUUUAACAUAUUUUGUACACAAGUACAGUGGAAAGGAUAAAACAAACCCUCGUCCCUCUUUUUCAAUUACUCUUACUUUCAUUCGAAGACUUAUGUAUUAAAUUAAUUAUUCGCAGAAAAAUAAACAUUGGGCAGUGCUGUUAUAGAAUAGUUAUGUAUAAAAUAUACGAUAUUCGUUAGAUAUUACGAUAAAAUCGAGAAGCGCCGCAUUAUUAAACAAUAAUGUGACUAUUUAAAAACAAGUGAAAAGAUGAGAACGCCCGAGGGUGGUUCCCCUCGGCGUGUUGGCAAGCAUUACCAGAAAGAAUUGGAGUUGCAUUAUCUAGCGCCCGGUGCUUUUACCGUCAUAUCACCAGAUAAAUUGGGACAACCUCCCAAGGAUCUUCCCGAAACUGCCACCACCUUCAGAUUAAGUCCAAAUAAAAAAAGAAGAAAAAAUGCAUCCUUCACAAUCCUUGCAGAACCCGAGAUCAGCCAACCAAACUCUAGAAGUUCUUCACCUUCGGGAAGACUUAGUCCGUUCAAAGGACGAGGCUUUAACCCAACCGGAUCCCGUUUGGCAUCACCAACAGGAUCCCCAGUACCACCUCAAGAUGGCCAGCUUAAGUCGGCACCCCAUUCGCCCAAGCGGUCACAAAUACCAACAUUUCAAAGAAGAGGUAGCUCCGCGGGCGUUGUGUUUGGAGAAAAGGUCUAUCCCGAUCCAAAACCUUUAGCCAAACACAAUGAUCCACAGGGACUCAGCAAAAGUUUAAGCAGCAUUUCGACUAAGCGGGUACAUUAUAAACCACCCCCGGGCCCCAGGAGGACCCAGAAUACUUCUUAUAGGCAGUCUGCCUACACCAGAUUGUCACCAAUAACCGGUAGUUCUCCAGAAACGGUUCCAGAUCUUCCUAAACAAAAUCAGUCGUCUUCCCCGUCGAAAAUACCUCGUUCUAGAAGCACCCCACCUAGUAGAAGCACGUCACCACCUGGAAGCAAGCAACCUUCAAGAAAUGCUUCGAGAAAUGUAUCAAGAAAUCCGUCUAGAAAUCCGAGCAGGGAUCCCAGUCCGGCGUCCAAAAACAUUGUGAAUAAUGUGCCUGUUAGGAACAAUUACAAAAAUGUGAAACCUAAGGUAAACACUUUUAACACUGCUAAACCAAAAGUGCCUUCAAAACCACAAGUGCCUUCCAGCAAAACCAACACUACCGAUCGGCAGAAAAACGACACCAAACCAAAUUAUCUUAGGAACAAUAAAGUCUCUCCAGCGACCAAAACUGAUGUUACUACUAGAAAACCCAUGGCGAGAAAGAAUAGUAAGAACGCAAUAGAACCAUCUUCCAAUGGUAUGAGUAAAACAGCAUCGAAUAAUAGCCAACCAGUUGAACAAGUGAAUGAGAAUAGUCUUUCCAAAAAUGGAAAAGCAACAGCGAUUAAAGAUGAAAAGUCAGAACACGCUAAUGGUGAAGAAGAUGAUGUAGAAUUAACCGAUGUCGACAAUGGACAAAGAACAACAACUAGUACCAUUAGGAACGGUUCCAAGGAAACCCAUUCUAAAGUUGUGGAUGCCCUGGGGAAUAUCAAAAAGGUGGACAUUCUUACUCUUCCUUCCGAUAGCACUCCUCCUCCUUCAGCGGCAGUACCAAGUGUCACCCAAACGGUGACCAAACCCAUAUUAGCUUCUGAUUUAUUGUCAGAAGUAUUACAAGAUUCGGACGGGGAAAUUGGUAAUUAUUUACCUGACGCCAGAAAUUUGAGUUCUUCCAGCGUUUCCACAGCGUUAAAUAGAAUGAACAAUACAGUUCUUGAUUCAAAAACUGUUUUAAAAGAAAGGACUAUAUCCCCGGCUGUGAGGGCAGUGAUGAGAUUCAAAAAGGGGAGCCAGGACAGAUCAAGUUCCGGAGAAAGCAGGUCAGGGAAGUCUACCGAAAAACCCAACACUUCGGAUAGCACUUCCAAAGUAGAAAUAAAGCCAGGAGUAGAAGAACAGAAAACUGUAGUUGCUACUCCAAAAUCAGAAGGUAAUGGAAACAAUAAUGGGGCAGUCCAAAACCAGACCAAUAUUAUUCACCAUAAUGGCACAACAAAUAGUACCAACAACCACAAUAACAAUAAUAACGUAAAAGAUAGUAUGAGUGCUUUCAACAAUAACAAUCAAAGUAAUACUAAUAACCAUAAUAAUAAUAGUUUUCUAAAUCGGAUGGAAAAUGUGACCGGUGGUGGUUUAAUAGCGAAUAGCGAUAAGGACACUAAGCAAUCUAUUGUGAGUGAACGAAAGUUUGGUUCAACUGAGCCGUCAGCUGGUGUGACGGUGAUUAGUGUGGGAAACGAUAAAACAAAAAUGGCUCGCACAGUGGUUGUGACUGACGUUAAACCGAUCCAUAUAACUGUAAGGGAAAAGCCGAGUUCCGAAGUCGAAGGUGGAAAUCUCAUAGUGGCUGACAACACUAGCAAUGGACUUGGAGAAAGAUCAAGCGAUCUCGAAAACGUUGAAGACGCUCUUCCUCAAAACGUUUGCCAACGGUUAUCAUCGUUCUUCAAAAGGAAAAUGACCUGCGCUUGGUGCAAUCGGAACCCAAAGCUGGUGCAGACAGCAAAAGAGAAACUGCCAACUAAAUCGAACAAAGAGGGCAAUGAAAAGAAGACCGUCGGUUGUUGGAAUUGCCGAAGGAAGCUCAAAGUCAAGGAGAAAAAGGAGAAGAUUAAGAAAGACUUGAAUCUGGUCGGUGAAGAUUCUGCAAAGAAGACGUGGUGGUCGAAGCUGAAUUUGUUCAGGAAAGGACGCGUUCUUGAUAAGGUUGGACCUCCAUGGAACCAAAGGAGAAAGGCUUGGAUGGAGAAGAAGUUUGGAAAGAAGAAAAGGGAGGAACAGGUGACAGGGACUCCCAAAAGGCCCCUGUGUGGAGGAAAGAGUUGUAAAGAUGUUCUUAAAAUGAUGUUCUGUCUGUCCGCUUGUACCCGUUGUACGAAGAAGAGAAAAACACAAGAAUUGGAUAUUCGCAGAACUGCAUCGAUAACCAGUAAAAAGAAGAGUUUGACACCAACCCUUCCAGUUGAGGACCCUAAACCGAAACUGGAUCUUUCAUUAGUAGAACAUACUUCUUUAAUGAAAGGGGCCAUUCCAGUUUUACCGAUCCCACUGGCAUGGGUUUGCCUUUUUCUGAACGUUUUUCUACCAGGAGUUGGUACUGUUCUGAGUGGAUUGCUAUGUCUUUGUUUCGGAAUACCACGCUUUUCGCAAAAUGACNUUACGCAAUGA